AAUAACGGAAAGAUCAACUGUGCCAGCAGUGUCGACGGAUUCGACUUUGUCUGCACCGCCACAUGUAACACCGGAUUCCAGUUCAAGACAAAUGAAGCGUCCGUAGAACGAUCAUGUGACAACUUUGACGGAAGCUGGUAUGAUGGGAAGAAUAUCCCCGAGUGUCAGCCUGUAUGCUCCCCGGGGUGUCUGAACGGCGGGUCGUGCAAUGAACCCAAUAAGUGCGCUUGCAUAGACGGAUGGAGAGGCUCACACUGCCAGCACCAUUCCAGUCUGUGCGCGAAGCCCUCGGGUCCUUUGUUCGGCAGCAUCCAGUGCAAGGCUGACAGUACAGCUACUGUCUGUACUGUGGGCUGCGCACCCACCUUCAAGUUCCAGACACCCCCCGCCCCUGAGUACAGGUGCUCGGCUGAUGGUACAUGGAGUCCCCCCAAGGAGAGCAUCCCAGACUGUGUGCAAGAACUAGUUGCCCCAUCUGUUCAGCCAACGGGCAGUUUAAUCCACCCCGAGGUGAACGGUGACGCCACCUGCGUUACAUGGGGCCAGGACCACUACAGGACCUUCGACAACAAGAUGUACACAUUCCAGGGUAACUGCCACUACCUCCUCGCCAAGGACUGCGCCUUCAAUACCUUCGACAUCCACGUCAUCAACGGGAACUGCACGGUUGGAAAACAAUGCAAGAGAGAAAUAGACAUCUACAUGGGCUCAACGAAAAUCAGUUUGCGUCAAGGUGCUGGUGGACCCGAGGUCACGUGGAAUGAUGCCCCUGUGAAGGUCCCCGGUGCCCACGAUGGUGUUGUGUACGAACUGGUCGGCUCCUAUAUCGCCGUCAGAACUGGACUUGGCUUCAAGGUCAAAUGGGACGGAAAGGAGUCCAUCUUCGUGCAGGUGGCCGAUGAUCUGAAAGGCAAGACGUGUGGCCUGUGUGGACGUUACGACGGUGACCCUAACAACGAUUUCGAGACGGACACCGGCAAAGUGGUCACGUCUGCAGCUAGCUUCGCCACCACCUGGAAGAAGGAGCUUCUUGAUGGAUCCUCUUGUCCCGAUGUCUCCCAGCACGCUGUAUGCAAGAUGGACACCCCCCAAAACAGCCAGAAGGCCCUCAGGGCGUCCAAUAUCUGCCAACAGCUGAUGACUGAUGCCUCCUUCGCCGCCUGCCACUCUGUUGUUGACGUAAACCCCUACAUCGAAGCUUGCAAGACCGACUGUUGCAAUGGCGACCAGCAAGCAUGCAUGUGCAACACCUUCGAGGCGUACUCCAGGGAAUGCAUGUCAAAGAAGGUCAAACUCUCCUGGAGAAGGACUGAUAGAUGCCCUGUGGUGUGUCAGCGAAACCUGAUCUUCAAGGAAUGUGGCAGCCCCUGCCCCAAGAGGUGCCAAGACUCCAGCGCGACCUGUAAUGACGACACAUGCGUUGACGGUUGCUUUUGUCCCGACGGCACUGUUCUCCACAAUGGCGAGUGCAUCGCCGCCGACACCUGCCCCUGCGACAACAACGGUCAAGAGUUCAACCAUGGAGAAACCAUUCCCAGAGAUUGUAACACAUGCACAUGCAAUGGCGGAAAGUGGAACUGCACAGACAAAAAAUGUGAGGCUACCUGCUCUGCCACCGGAGAUCCUCACUACAUGACCUUCGACGGCUUCCGCUACAACUUCAUGGGUACCUGCAGCUACUACCUCAUCUACGAUCCAAACUUUGACGUCAUCGUUGACAACAUUAAAUGUGGACACGGAGAGGCAUCAUGCACGAAAUCUGUGACCCUCGAUGUCAACGGAAUGAACAUCAAGCUCGACCACAACCACCAGCUCUUUGUGAACGGAAAGGAGAUCACCAAACUCCCAUACAAGGCUCAGGGAAUCAAAAUCUUCAUGGUGUCAUCUCUCUUCAUGCAGGCUGAGCUUGACAACGGCAUCAAGAUCCUCUGGGACGGCCGCACUCGCGCCUAUAUCACCGCCCCUCCAUCCUUCAUGAAGAAGACCAAGGGUCUCUGCGGCUACUUUGACGGCAACCAGAACAACGACUUCCUCACAAAGGAAGGCGACAUUGAGACAAACGUCAACGCCUUCGGUAACCGUUGGAAGACUGAGGCCUCGUGUCGCGAUAUGCCUACAACCCCACAGGCCCACCCAUGUGACCUGAACGCUCAGAGGAAGGCCAAGGCUGUGGCUGAAUGCGAGAAGCUGAAGAGUGACACUUUCAAGGAAUGCCAUGACGUUGUGGACGUGGAUCAGUUCUAUGAUGACUGUCUGUAUGACACUUGUGCCUGCACUGAAAACCUCAAGGACUGCAUGUGCCCCAACUUCGGGGAAUACGCCGACACCUGUGCAGCUAAGGGCAUCAAGAUCAACUGGCGUUCUGAAAUCACAGAGUGUGCCCUGGUGUGUACCGGCGGCCAGGAGUACCAAGUCUGUGGCAGCCCCUGCGCCAGAACCUGCCGCAACAUCGCCGAGAGCGAGGCCUGCCAGGAGAGAUGUGUGGAAGGAUGCAACUGCCCCCCUGGCGAAUCUCUCAACAACGAUGGCGAAUGUGUCAGCAUCACACAGUGUCCUUGCAUCUUUGACGAGAGGGAAUAUGCAGCUGGAUUCACCACCAUCAAGGGAGAUGAACUUUGUGAAUGCGUGGGCGCCAAAUGGCACUGUCAGAACCUCCACGGCAAAGACGGAUCGUCAACUCUGCCCACCACAAAGCCCAUCCAGUCUCUCUGUGAGGAGAACAAGGUGUACACCAACUGCGUCUCUGCAUGCCCCGUCACAUGCGACAACGUGCACGACCCACCAACGUGCACCACGAGCACGUGUGAGCCUGGCUGUGUAUGUAAACCAGGGUUUGUGAAGGAGGGAGACCGAUGCGUGGAGGCCGGCCAGUGUCCAUGUCACCACGGAGGAAAAGCCUACUUCGAGAACCAGAAGAUAGUCAUGGACUGUAACGAAUGCACAUGCAAGAGUCGCAAGUGGGAAUGUGAGAUGAAGGACUGUCCCGCAAUCUGCAGCACAUACGGCGACUCCCAUUACAAGACCUUCGACGGCAAACCAUUUGAGUUCCAAGGCAACUGCGACUACAUCCUUGCCAAAUCCACUGAAACCAACCCCUCCAGGUUCCUGAUCACCACCGAGAACAUCCCCUGUGGCACCAGCGGUGUAACUUGCACCAAGGCCAUCGAGUUCUCUGUUGGCGAACCUGGAUCUGCUAACUUCUACCGUCUCAAUCUUGUUCGUGGUAAACCAGUCACGAACGAGCCCGGCUCACCUUUCGACAUCAGGGAAGUUGGCAACUUCGUCUACAUCAACACCACAUUGGGAAUCACCAUGCAGUGGGACAAAGGAACGACCCUUUACAUCAGGCUCAGUACCCCACACAGAAAUAAGGUUGCUGGUCUGUGUGGUAACUUCAAUGGAGACCAAAAGGAUGACUUCCAGAUGCCCCAGGGAGGUCCUCCUGCUGUCAAGGCCACCACCUUUGGUGACUCCUGGAAGGUCCACGACUACUGCGCCCCCUCAACUGUCAUCACCGACACCUGCGAAGCAGCCCCUCACCGCAAACCAUGGGCUCAGAAGAAGUGUGGCAUCAUGCAAUCAGACCUGUUUGAGCCUUGCCACGGCGUUGUGCCCUACCAGACGUACAUGGACAAAUGUAUCUUUGAUGCCUGCGCUUGUGACCUUGGAGGCGACUGUGAAUGUCUCUGUACUGCCGUUGCUGCUUACGCCCACGAGUGCGCUGUCAAAGGAGUCCCCAUCAGAUGGAGGAGCAAUGAGCUUUGUGCCAUUGAAUGCAUCGACUGCUUCACCUACAACCCCUGCAUUUCCACCUGCCCGAAGAAGACAUGCGACAACCGUCUUGUGUACGACCAACUGACAAAGGACUGCAAACAGGACCUGUGUUUCGAAGGUUGCGAUGCCCAGGCUUGCCUCCCGGGACAGGUGUACGACAGCAGCGUCUCGCCAAUGAAGUGCAUCCCAGAACCCUUCUGUAACACCACAGCCUGUGUCCUUAACGGAAGAGCUUACAGGGAGGGAGAACGGAUCACCGACGAGACCAUAUGUAGAUCUGAGUGCGAGAUCUGCACCUGUACCAAUGGUGAACUGAAGAGGAUUGGCUACUGCACAGGAAGUACGCCGUUAGUCUCCACCCCUUCUGCUAAACCUACAGCUCAACCAACCGUCUCCCCAACUGUAUAUACAGUCUCCUCUGAAACCGCAACGGCCUAUGUAUCUACAGCAAUGCCCCCUGCCUGUCUGAGUACUGGCUGGACCUCCUGGAUGAGUUCCUCUGUGCCAACACAAGCCAACAUCGGAGACAUUGAGACCAUUAGUGGCCUUAGGAAGUCCUAUUCCUUCUGUGGCCCUGAUAUGAUGACUGCCAUAGACUGUCGUGUCGUCGGUCAGAACACCAAGGCCGAAAUGUCUGGCCAGAAGGUCACAUGCAAUUUGCGGGAAGGACUUAAGUGCUACCAUAAAGAUCAGCCAAGCGGACUUUGCCUCGACUAUGAAGUUAGAUAUUACUGUGACUGCUUAGCAGCGCCAUCUGCCAGUCCAGUGCUUCCAGGACAGAGUGGUCAGCCAACAGCCAGUCCAAGUGCAGGUGGUCUCCCAACAGUCAGCCCAAGUGCAGGUCAGAGUGGACUCCCAACUGCUACACCAGGGCUCACAGGACAGAGUGGUCAGCCAACAGCCAGCCCAAGUGCAGGUGGUCUCCCAACAGCCAGCCCAAGCGCAGGUCAGAGUGGUCUUCCCACAGCCAGCCCAAGUGCAGGUGGUCUCCCAACAGCCAGCCCAAGUGCAGGUCAGAGUGGUCUCCCAACUGCUACACCAGGGCUCACAGGACAGAGUGGUCAGCCAACAGCCAGUCCAAGUGCAGGUGGUCUCCCAACAUCUAGUCCAAGUGCAGGUGGUCUCCCAACAGCCAGCCCAAGCGCAGGACAGAGUGGUCUUCCCACGGCUACACCAGGGCUUCCAGGACAGAGUAGUCAGCCAACAGCCAGUCCAAGUGCAGGACAGAGUGGUCUUCCCACGGCUACACCAGGGCUUCCAGGACAGAGUAGUCAGCCAACAGCCAGUCCAAGUGCAGGACAGAGUGGUCUUCCCACGGCUACACCAGGGCUUCCAGGACAGAGUAGUCAGCCAACAGCCAGUCCAAGUGCAGGACAGAGUGGUCUUCCCACAGCUACACCAGGACUUCCAGGGUCGAGUGGUCAGCCAACAGCAAGCCCCAUUCCAGGGCAGACUGGUCUUCCUACCAGCAGUGUGAUGACGAAAGCGCCUUACAGUUGCACUGAAGGAUGGUCAGCCUGGAUGAAUAUUGAUCGACCUACCAUCAGCCACAGCUUUGAAUUUGAAGGAGAAGGUGAUCAUGAAGACCUUGAAGCGCUGAGAUAUUACUACAGCUUCUGCGCAAAACCAUCUAGUGUACAGUGCAGAAGUGCCACUACAGGAAAAAUGUACCACUUGACAGCUGAUUUGGGAACAGAAUGCAACAUCAAACAGGGCUUCUUGUGUGCCAACAGCAAGCAAGCAACAGGCACAUGUGAUGACUAUGAAAUCAGCGUUUUCUGUGAAUGUGGACGAAAUCCAACUGCAGUGCCCACCGCUAAGCCAACACUUGCCCCAGGUUAUACAACUCCUAAACCUGGACAGCCUUUUGAAUCCCUUCCAUCGUGUAUGUGGACACAGUGGAUGAAUUCCUUUGAAAAGAAACCAGGGACCGACGGUGAUUAUGAAACGCUAAGCAACCUUCGUCUCAAGUAUCCAUUCUGCGAACAGCCAGUAGCCAUUCAAUGUAGAGUUAAACCAACACCUGAAAAUCCAACGGAAAUAUCCUAUGAGAAAUCUGGUGGAAUGGAUGUUUCCUGCAACUUGAACAGAGGUCUUGUAUGUGUUGAUUCCAUGCAGCCUAAAGGGAAGACGUGUUUGGAUUAUGAAGUGAGGGUAUACUGUACUGAUGCUUGUCCAUCAACUGUUGCCCCAGAGGGAACACCUACCGCUGAACCUCCUAUGAGUGAAACAGGUUUCCCAACAGCCAGCCCAGGUCUUCCAGGACAAAGUGGUCAACCAACAGCCAGUCCAAGUGCAGGUCAAAGUGGUCUUCCAACAGCCAGCCCAAGUGUUACAGGAAAGAGCGGUGAGCCAACAGCCAGCCCAAGUGCAGGUCAGAGUGGUCAACCAACGGCCAUCCCAGGUGUUACUGGAAAGAGCGGUGAGCCAACAGCAAGUCCAAGUGCAGGACAGAGUGGUCUCCCAACAGCCAGCCCAGGUGUUACAGGAAAGAGCGGUGAGCCAACAGCCAGCCCAAGUGCAGGUCAGAGUGGUCUUCCAACAGCCAGUCCAGGUGUUACAGGAAAGAGCGGUCAGCCAACAGCCAGCCCAAGUGCAGGUGGUCUCCCAACAGCCAGCCCAAGCGCAGGUCAGAGUGGUCUUCCCACAGCCAGCCCAAGUGCAGGUGGUCUCCCAACAGCCAGCCCAAGCGCAGGACAGAGUGGUCUUCCCACAGCCAGCCCAAGUGCAGGUGGUCUCCCAACAGCCAGCCCAAGCGCAGGUCAGAGUGGUCUUCCCACAGCAAGCCCAAGUGCAGGUGGUCUCCAAACAGCCAGCCCAAGUGCAGUAGUCAGGACAGCCAGUGGUCAACCAACAGCCAGUCCAUCUGGUGUACAAGGAGGCACCCCGACAGCCUCUGUACAGAUUUGUAAGGAGGGAUGGACAGGCUGGAUCAACUCCGAUAAACCAACCAGUGGCAAUGGCGAUGUUGAAACUGUCAGUGGAAUUGCUGGGUAUCCGAAAACAUGCAUGAAAGUCCUUUCAGCUGAAUGCAGAGUUGCUGAAACUAAAGCUGACUACAGAUCUACUGGACAGCACGUCAACUGUGACAGCUCCGGCCUUGAAUGUAUCAAUGGAGAAGGCCAACAGUGUGCAGAUUAUGAAGUUCGAUUCUAUUGUUUCUGUGGAGAAGAGACGACCCCAGGUGAAGUGCCAUCAGUGACUCCAACUGCCGGCCCCACUGUGUCUCCUGUGGCUGGAGUCAGUGGACAGACGGAGACCAUUGUCUGCAACCAUGGCUGGACCUCCAUGAUGAAUGAGGCCCGACCUGGAGAUGCCGAUGGCGGUGACCUGGAGACCAUUGACAAGCUGAGAAAAUCAAACAAAUUCUGUGACGAGAGUAACAUCAUCUCCAUUCAGUGUGUUGUUGCCGGAACCAAUACAGGUCAUGAACUGACAGGGCAGCAGGUCACAUGUGACAAACAGGCCGGUCUUCUCUGCUUCAACAGCAAACAGUCCAAUGGCCAGUGUCUGGACUAUGCAGUUCGAUUCUUCUGCGACUGUGCUCAAUCCACACCCUACAACCCCGUUGUGACGACAUAUGGUGUAUACACUGGCUCUAAUGAGGUGACGCCAUCUCUCAUCCCAUCAGCUAAACCAAGCGUCAGUCCAGUGGUUAAGAUUACAACUGCUCCACCAACCAUUGGCCAAAGUGGAAUGCCAACUGCAAGUCCUAUCCCAGGAAUGAGUGGCAGUCCAUCGGCACAACCACCAACAGGGUCAAGUGGACUUCCUACAUCAAGUCCAGGCAUAGGCCUCAGCGGUCAACCAACAGCCGGUCCAAGUACAGCACAGAGUGGUCAGCCAACAGCCAGUCCAAGUGCAGCACAGAGUGGUCAGCCAACAGCCAGUCCAAGUACAGCACAGAGUGGUCAGCCAACAGCCAGUCCAAGUGCAGGUCAGAGUGGUCUUCCAACAUCAAAGCCAAGCACAGGCCUUAGCGGUAAGCCAACAGCCAGUCCAAGUGCAGGACAGAGUGGUCAGCCAACAGCCAGUCUAAGUGCAGGACAGAGUGGUCAGCCAACAUCAAAGCCAAGCACAGGCCUUAGCGGUGAGCCAACAGCCAGUCCAAGUGCAGGUCAGAGUGGUCUUCCAACAGCCAGUCCAAGUGCAGGACAGAGUGGUCAGCCAACAGCGAGUCCAAGUGCAGGACAGAGUGGUCAGCCAACAUCAAAGCCAAGCACAGGCCUUAGCGGUCAACCAACAGCCAGUCCAAGUGCAGGACAGAGUGGUCUCCCAACAUCAAAGCCAAGCACAGGCCUUAGUGGUCAGCCAACAGCCAGUCCAAGUGCAGGACAGAGUGGUCAGCCAACAGCCAGUCCCAGUACAGGGCCCACCAACCAGCCUCAAGUAGUAACAACUUGUGCGGCAUAUUGGUCUCAGUGGUUCAACCUUGACAAGCCUACAACAGGUGGAGGCGACCAUGAGUUUGUUUCACACGAGGAUUUGAACAACAAAUUUGCUUUCUGUUCUGGUGGGGAGAUUACUGACAUCCAGUGUUUCGGACUUGACACACAAGCCUAUUCAUUCUCAACUGGAGAGAUUACACAAUGUGAUCUGAAGACGGGAUUCAGCUGUAAAAACGCCGAUAAUGCACCAUUUAACUGCCAAGACUACCAAAUCAGAUACUUCUGUCAAGUCUGCGCACUGGUACCAACUGCCGCCCCUAGUGCAGGCCCAAGUGGUCUUCCAGGACAGAGUGGUCAGCCCACAGCCAGCCCAGGUGUUACACAAACGGGUGGUGUUCCCUCAGCUAGUCCAAGUGCAGGACAGAGUGGUAUCCCAACAGCCAGCCCAAGUGCAGGACAGAGUGGUCAACCAUCAGCCAGUCCAAGUGCAGGACAGAGUGGUCUUCCAACAACCAGCCCAGGUGUUACACCAAAGGGUGGUGUUCCCUCAGCUAGUCCAAGUGCAGGACAGAGUGGUCUUCCAACAGCCAGCCCAAGUGCAGGACAGAGUGGUCAACCAUCAGCCAGCCCAGGUGUUACACAAAAGGGAGGUCAGCCAACAGCUAGUCCAAGCGCAGGCCAGAGUGGUCUUCCUACCGCAUCCCCAAGUGGUGGAGUUAGCGGUAUGCCGACGCCCGGACCAGACCAUGCUAUCAACAAUUCCCCAAGUGCCAAACCACACACUGUGAAGCCAACAGCAUCACCUUCAUAUGCACCUGUUACCAAGACAACAGCUAUAUAUACCACUUAUGGAAACACAAUUACAAUCACAAAGAAAGUGUGUGACAUCCCUAUGGGCACAGGAAAUCGUGAUCUUUUUGGAAGGGACCAGUUUUCUUCUUCAACAUCUUUCGACUACAGUUUUGAGGCAAACAGAGGACGACUGGGUUCAGCCAAAGAAGCAAACCUUGCAGGAGCAUGGAUGCCAAGAAUGAACGACAAAGAGCAGUGGAUCCAGGUAGACCUCAAACAUCCCGAGUUCAUUACUGGAGUAGUAACACAGGGUCGACCAUCCAUGGAUCACUGGGUCACCAAAUACACUGUUCUUACCAGUAUAGAUGGAAUUGACUUUACUCCUUACACUAGGAGUGGGGAAACAGCUACAGUUGUGUUCACUGGCAAUUCCGACAGAAAUACUCUGGUCAGAGGUUUGUUUGACAGAGAAAUAAUUGCCAGAUAUGUUCGAAUCCAGCCUCAGGAAUGGAAUGUCAUGAUUGCUCUCCGUUUUGAUGUUCUAUCAUGUUCAGGGCUUACAAGUGGACCAGCCACUGUUGCCCCACCAGGCGUCUCCGGAAGUCCAACUGCCGUUCCACCAGGCGUCUCCGGAAGUCCAACUGCCGUUCCACCCGGUGUCUCCGGAAGUCCAACUGCCGUUCCACCAGGUGUCUCCGGAAGUCCAACUGCCGUUCCACCAGGCGUCUCUGGAAGUCCAACUGCCGUUCCACCAGGCGUCUCCGGAAGUCCAACUGCCGUUCCACCAGGUGUCUCUGGAAGUCCAACUGCCAUCCCACCAGGUGUCUCUGGAGGUCCAACUGCCGUUCCACCCGGUGUCUCUGGUAGCCCAACCCCUUCACCCAAGGCUGGAAUCUCUGGAAUUCCAACUCCAAAGACUGGGAUUUCGAGAAGCCCAACUGCCGUUCCACCCGGUGUCUCCGGAAGUCCAACUGCUGUACCACCAGGCGUCUCUGGUAGCCCAACUGCCGUUCCACCAGGCGUCUCCGGAUCUCCAACUGCUGUACCACCAGGCGUCUCCGGAAGUCCAACUGCUGUACCACCAGGCGUCUCCGGAAGUCCAACUGCCGUUCCACCAGGCGUCUCUGGAAGUCCAACUGCCGUUCCACCAGGUGUCUCUGGAAGUCCAACUGCCAUCCCACCAGGUGUCUCUGGAAGUCCAACUGCCGUUCCACCAGGCGUCUCUGGAAGUCCAACUGCCGUUCCACCAGGUGUCUCCGGAAGUCCAACUGCCGUUCCAUCAGGCGUCUCCGGAAGUCCAACUGCCGUUCCACCAGGCGUCUCCGGAAGUCCCACUGCCGUUCCACCAGGCGUUUCCGGAAGUCCAACUGCCGUUCCACCAGGCGUCUCCGGAUCUCCAACUGCUGUUCCACCAGGCGUCUCCGGAAGUCCAACUGCCGUUCCACCAGGCGUUUCCGGAAGUCCAACUGCCGUUUCACAAGGUGUCUCUGGAAGUCCAACUGCCGUUCCACCAGGCGUCUCCGGAAGUCCAACUGCCGUUCCACCAGGCGUUUCCGGAAGUCCAACUGCCGUUCCACCAGGCGUUUCCGGAAGUCCAACUGCCGUUCCACCCGGUGUUUCUGGAAGUCCAACUGCCGUUCCACCAGGCGUCUCCGGAAGUCCAACUGCUGUUCCACCAGGCGUUUCCGGAAGUCCAACUGCUGUUCCACCAGGCGUCUCCGGAGGUCCAACUGCCGUUCCACCAGGCGUUUCUGGAAGUCCAACUGCCGUUCCACCAGGCGUUUCCGGAAGUCCAACUGCUGUUCCACCAGGAGUGUCGUCCGGUGUCCUGUGCAGCCAGCCAAUGGGAUUAGACAACGUUUUAAUUGUCAAGGACUCUCAGCUCACAUCCUCAGGAUUUAGUGGCAACAGAUUCAAUGCUCCUGCUGGACGUCUCUUCAAUGAAUUCGGAGCCUGGUCACCCAAAGUCAACAACGGUGACCAGUGGAUCAUGGUGAAUUUCCUGAAGCCACAGGUCCUUAAUGGUAUCUUGACCCAAGGAAGCUCCAUCAGUGACAAAUGGGUUACACAAUUCAUCGUGUCCUACAGUACAGACGGCUUCACCUUUACUCCUAUCAAAGACUCAGCAACAGGAAAGAGCAUGAUCUUCACUGGGAACAGCGACAGGAACACCGUCAUGAAGAACAUCUUCCCCGAGCAGGUGACUGUUCAGUACAUCAAGAUCACCCCCUUCGCCUGGUCUCCAGCUGGAAUUGGAAUGCGUUUCAACUUGCUGGGCUGCUACAAGCCAAGUGUCCAACCCACACUGACACCUACUGCCAAGCCUUCAGUUGCCCCUGGGUUCACAAUGACAACUGGAGUUACCAUGCCAGAGCCAUCACCAGUGUCAACGCUUGAACCAGUCUGCACUAUUCCCAUGGGAGUGGAAAACUACAGGAUUGUUGGCGAAAGUCAGUUGACUGCUUCAUCGGAGAAGGACAAGGCACAUGGUUCAAUCUAUGCACGAAUCAACCAAGGAACGGACGAGUUUGCUGGGUCAUGGGUCCCCGCACCCACAGAUAAAACACCCUGGAUUCAGGUAGAUUUCCUAGAGCCCAAGACUGUCUCGGGUGUAAUAACCCAGGGAUCCGGAAAGGACAACAGCUGGGUUGAGACCUACACCGUCAGUUACAGCUUCGAUGGCAAAACCUUCACUGACUACACUGACACUGCGGGCAAGCCCGCCAAGGUGUUCAAUGGCAGCUCUGACUCCAAAACACCAGUUCCUGUCCUUUUCAACAGAGAUAUCACUGCACGUUUCGUCCGUAUUGUUCCAUUGACGUCUACCGGAGAAACAUCCCUCAGAUUCAACAUCCUCGGUUGCAAUCCAUCCCCAACUAAUCCCCUGAUACCAACAACAGCAGGAGCUCCCACAGCUAGUCCUCCAGUCGGCGGAAAGAGCGGUGUACCCACAGCCAGCCCAAGUGCUGGUCAAGGCCCAACAGCCAGCCCAAGCGCUGGACAAAGUGGUCAGCCAACAGCUAGCCCUAGCGCUGAACAGAGUGGUCAACCAACAGCUAGCCCUAGCGCUGGACAGAGUGGUCAACCAACAGCCAGCCCAGUCCCGGAACUCACCACUCCAUCUGUGUGUCUCAUCCCAAUGGGUAUCGAGAACUCCUACUUUGUCAGCAACAGCCAGCUCACAUCUUCAUCCUCUAUUGAUGCCAAACAUUCUGCAGCAGCAGGGCGUUUAUACACAAAUGGAGCAUGGAGCCCAUCAUCAACUGACAAACAGUGGAUCCAAGUGGACUUCCUGAAGCCAACUCUCAUCUCUGGUGUGAUGACACAAGGUAGCCCCGAAGCUCCUAAAUGGGUAACGAAAUACAGCGUCUUCUAUGGAUUUAACGGACAAGACUUUUCCCCAUACACAAUUAUCCCUGGAGAGUCAACACCUGCCGUCUUCGAGGGAAAUAUGGAUAAAAACACACCAAUUAGGAACCUGUUCAACCGUGACAUCACUGCACAGUAUGUCCGCAUCGUGCCAAUGGAGUGGUCAAAGGACGGUAUUGCCAUGCGUUUCAAUAUCCUUGGUUGCACACCACCACAGCCCAAGCCACCAACAGCCAUUCCUGGCGUUCCUACAGCCUCUCCUCCCUUUGGACAAUCUACACAAGGACCCUUCCUCAAAUGUGAUGUUCCCAUGGGAAUUGAAAACCCUGGUCUCAUUGGUGACAGACAACUCUCAGCAUCUUCUUCCCUCAACCAGUUCACCGGUGCCGAGCGUGCACGACCCUACACUCAGAAGGAUGGCGCUUAUUCGGGAGGUUGGAUUCCAAAAUACACAGACACGAAGCAAUGGAUCGAGGUUGACUUCGGUGCAAGCUAUGCAAUAGCUGGCGUCUCUACUCAAGGACGAUCUGAUGGUGCUACAUGGGUGACCAAGUACGAGGUCUACUACAGCAACGACGGGCGUACUUUCAAUGCAGUCAACACAGCUCCAACAGACUCAGUUCCACGUGUGUUCGAGGGUAACUUUGAUCAGAACACCCCCCCUCAUAACGUCUUCCCCGAAAUUAAUGCACGGUUUAUAAGGAUCAGACCAGUGGAAUGGCAUGAAGCAAUCGGAAUGAGGUUCAACGUCUACGGAUGCCAACUUCCUUCUGCCACGCCAUCCGUACCAACUGGACUCACAGUGCCAACAGCUAUUCCAACAGCUGCCCCAACGGUCAGCCCUGUUUUCACGAACGCCCCAUCUACCUCAUCCUGCAUGUACUGGACACCAUGGGUCAACUCCAAUACCCCAGACACCAAUGGCGAAUACGAGUCAUUCUGGGACAUGAUGACCGUGGUGAAGAUCUGUGACACCAAGUACGUCAAGAAAAUGGAAUGCAGAACAGCUACAGGCAAAAUACCAUUCGACCAGACAGGAGAAACCGGAGUCAUGUGUAACCUUGACACCAAGUCCCUUGUCUGUAUGAACACAGAUCAAAAGGGAGGCAAAACGUGCUCCGACUAUGAAAUAAGAGUCUUCUGUGAUGAAUGCGGUAAGCCUACAGCAGCACCUACAGUCAAGUCUCAGCUGCCCACAGCUGCCCCCAAGGCUUGUGAUAACAAAUGGUCGGACUGGAUCAACAGACACGAACCUGAUGCUGUCGGUGAGACUGAAAAGGUGACAAAGGAAGACCUCGAUAGACACUGCGCUGGUGGUUCUGUAGGCGAGGUCGAGUGUCAGACAGUUAAGGAAAACAUGGCUUUCUAUCUCAGUGGGGAUAUUGUGACAUGUGAUGCUCAAACCGGACUCUCCUGCAAGCACAGCGACAACACGCCAAUGAAGUGUCAUGACUACAAGAUGAGAUUCAAGUGCCAGUGUGAAAGCGCACCAACAGCUAAACCUCCAACAUCUGGGACAGAGGUUCCUUCUACUGCCACCUGUACAACUAGCCAGUGGAGCCGAUGGAUCAACCAGGACAAGCCUGGUGUUGGUGGAGGCGACUACGAGAAGAUCUCACCUGAGUUGCAGAAGCAAUACUGCUCUGGAGGAAAACUCACUAAGAUCGAGUGCAUGACGGUCGAUGGUAUUGAAUAUUAUAGCAGUGGUGAGGUAAUGCAGUGUACAAUGGCAGGUGGAUCCACUUGUAACAAUGCUGAUAAUUUCCCAAUGCCUUGCAGCGACUACCAGAUUCGCUACUUCUGUGAAUGUACAACACCAGUAACCACUGGAGCUCCAACUGCCAGUCCCGGAAUUGGAGGAAGUGGUACACCAACAGCCAGUCCUGGAAUUGGAGGAAGCGGUACACCUACUGCCAGCCCCGGAAUUGGAGGAAGUGGUACACCAACAGCCAGCCCUGUAAUUGGAGGAAGCGGUACACCAACUGCCAGCCCUGGAACAACAUCUUGCACCAAGUCUCAAUGGACCCCAUGGGUGAACAAUGACAAGCCCACAACUGGAGACGGUGACCGUGAGGUACUUACAGGAAGCCAAAUGUCUCAGUAUUGUGCUGGAGGAAGACUUGCCAAGAUAGAAUGUAGAACAGUCGAUGGCAUAGAGUAUUUCAGCAGCGGUGACAUUAUGAAGUGUGAUCUUACUAAUGGUGCUCUCUGCAAGAACGAGGACAAUUUCCCAAUCAAGUGCAACGAUUAUGAGGUUCGCUACUACUGUGACUGUCCAACACCAACAGCUAGCCCAGUACCCGUCAAAACUAAUCUUCCAGCAGCCACGCCACCACAGUCUAGCACAGGUGCUCCCUCUGCUGGUCCUGAAGUACAGUGUACAAACAGCCAGUGGUCUUCCUGGAUCAACAGAGAUCAUCCCAAUGUUGGUGACGGCGAUUAUGAAUCAAUGACAGCUGAAGAGUUGUCUAAAUUCUGCCCAGGAGGAAAGAUCACGGAAGUCAAAUGUGAAACUGUUGAUGCUAUCCCGUCCUACAGUAGUGGAGAACUUAUGACCUGCGACAAGCACCAAGGUGUCGUCUGUAGGAACGAAGACAACUUCCCAAUGCCAUGCAGUGACUACCGGAUUAUGUACUACUGUCAGUGUGCACCAACUGCUUCACCCCCUACAGGAACAGCAGGUACACCAACAUCCAGCCCCAUUGCAGGACAGAGUGGUCAGCCAACAGCCAGCCCAAGUGCAGGUGGUCUACCAACAGCCAGCCCCAUUGCAGGACAGAGUGGUCAGCCAACAGCCAGCCCAAGUGCAGGUGGUCUACCAACAGCCAGCCCAAGUGCAGGUGGUCUUCCAACAGCCAGCCCAAGUGCAGGUCAGAGUGGUAAGCCAACAGCUACUCCAGGUGUCCCUGGACAGAGCGGCGUUCCAUCAGCCAGUCCAAGCACAGGAUUGAGCGGUCAGCCAACAGCAAGCCCUACUGUCACAUCUUGUUCUCAAAGCCAUUACUCCAACUGGGUAAACAGAGAUUUGCCCGAGUCAGGAAAUGGAGACCAUGAGGCUAUGACCCCUGAUGAGUUGUCUCAAUUCUGUAAGGGAGGCCAGGUUACCAAAAUCGAAUGUUACACCAAUGACAUCCCGUCAUACAGCUCUGGAGAACUGGUGACUUGCGACAUGAAGAGUGGUCUUACUUGCAACAACGCAGACAACGCCCCCGUGCCAUGCUCCGACUACAAGGUCCGCUACUUCUGUGAUUGCAGUGGAACCCCACAGGUGACAUUGACACCAACCAACAAGAACAUUGCUAUCCGAUGUGACUGGUCUCCUUGGAUCAACACCGACACACCAGACUCCGGUCAUGGUGACAUGGAAACCAUUGAGUCCAUCAAGACUAAGCAUGGCGUCUGCAAGAACAUGAAGCAGAUUGAGUGCAGAAUCGCUGGCACAAACACAAUGUCCAGUGCGGCUGGUCAGAGCAGAGUCACAUGUGAUGUGGACAAUGGUCUCCGGUGCUACAACAACGAACAGCUGUCUUCCAAGUGUUACGACUAUGAAGUUAGGGUUCUCUGCUGGGAAGACACAUGCCAAGGUCCAAUACCCACUGCAGGUCCAACUGCUGGUCCAAAUAUCCAAACCACCGGUUCUGUUAACGUCCCCACCGCAACUGCAGGAACUUCAUCCUCGACCGUUGCUCCCCUGGAGAGAACCACUACCGCUGUGUGUCCUCCCGGAGAGAUGUGGAACGCCUGUGCCCACACCUGUGACCAGCUCUGCAACGCUGUGUCCGGCGACAUCUGCGACGGCACAAACCCCCAACAAUGUGUCCCAGGCUGCAAGGACGAGACAAUCACUGUCCCUAAAUGUGCCGAUGGCGAGAGACUCAAUUACAACGGCCAGUGCGUGAAGGCAGAAUUCUGUUCAUGCAAGAAACCCGAUGGUACAUUUGCUCAGCCCUUCGAGUUCUACAAGAACCCUCUUGAUGAGUGUUCAAUGUGCCACUGUUUCAACAACGCUGCCGUCUGCACAAAGGAUGAUAGUUGUGUUCCUACAGCUGGACCAUCUGUUCAACCAACCAUUCAACCACAGUGUCAUUGGACCAACUGGAUCAACGUUGACAAGCCAACAACUGGCGAUGGUGAUGUUGAAUCAAUCCUGAAACUGAGAACCACCAACACAUUCUGUGCUCAUCCCGUCAGCAUUGAAUGUCGCGAGGCAUCCUCUAAGACAUCAGCAAUGGAGUCUGGGGAGAAGGUUACCUGUGACCUCACUACUGGCUUUACCUGCUACAACUGGGAGAACAGCGGAGUUUGCGGCGACUAUGAGGUCCGCUUCUACUGCCCGUGCGCAUCAACCGUAUCCCCAUCAACUGGACAAUCUGGACUGCCAACUGCCUCCCCAAGCGGACAAGCUGGUCAGCCAACUGCCUCCCCAAGUGGACAAGCUGGUCAGCCGACUUCCUCCCCAAGUGGACAAACUGGUCAGCCGACUGCCUCCCCAAGUGGACAAGCUGGUCAACCAACUGCCUCCCCAAGUGGACAAACUGGUCAGCCGACUGCCAGCCCAAGCGGACAAACAGGUCAGCCAACUGCCAUCCCUAGCGGACAAACAGGUCAGCCAACUGUUUCACCUCCUUUCUGUGGAUGGUCAGCAUGGACUAACUCUGAUCAUCCUGAUGUUAUUGUUCCAAAUAAACCAUUCGAGGGUGACAUCGAAUCAAUUGCUUCCCUCAUGACCAAAACCACCGUCUGCAGUCACGAAAUGAUGAAGAAGGUUGAAUGCAGAGUAGCAGGUACCAAACAGAUGGCAUCUGCAGCUGGUCAGUCGGUCACAUGUGAUGCUAUACGUGGUCUCCGAUGCAAUAAUCUGAAACAAGUAGAUGGAAAGUGUCUUGACUACGAAAUGAGAGUGUUCUGCGACUGUUCCGCUUUGCCUACUGCAAGACCAAGUGUUGGGCCAAGUGGUGUCCCAACAGCCAGCCCAGGAGUUACAGGAAAGGUCGGUCUGCCAACAGCUACUCCAGGCAUUGGACAAAGUCGUCAGCCAACAGCCAGCCCAAGUGCUGGACAGAGUGGUCAGCCAACAGCCAGCCCAAGUGCAGGACAAAGUGGUCAGCCAUCAGCUAGCCCAGUUGUUACAGGAAAGAGCGGUCAGCCAACAGCCAGUCCAAGUGCAGGCCAGAGUGGUCAGCCCACAACCAGCCCAGGCAUAGGCCUUAGUGGUCAGCCAACAGCCAGUCCAAGUGCAGGCCAGAGUCGUCAGCCAACAGCCAGCCCAGUAUCUGGAUCAUCAUUCAGUGUGGCUCCAGGCAUGGAGACAACAGCAGUUGCUGGCCAAACCACAACACCAGUGCUCAUCUGCCCAAAUCCAAUGACCAACACUGCCACUCUAGAAGUACCGGACAGCCAUCUCAGCGCAUCUUCCAGUCUCUCCACAUAUGCAGGACCACAAAGAUCUAGAAUUGAUGCCAUAUCUGACAAUCUCAAUAUCGGAGCUUGGAUGCCCAAGUCAAUGGACAAAGGACAAUGGAUUGAAGCCAGAUUUGACCACCCUGAAUAUAUCAAUGCUAUUAUCACCAAGGGACGUGAGGGAUCAUCACAGUGGGUGAAGGCAUUCAUAAUUGCUUACUCUAUGGAUGGACAGACCUUCCAGUACUAUGAACAGAAUGCAGGCACUCCUAAGGUCUUCAACGGAAACUUUGACGGAGACAGUGCUGUGAGAUCAGUGUUGACCCCAAUUGUUGCUAAGUACAUCCGAAUCCAACCAGUUAUGUGGGAAGGAGCAAUCGCUCUCAGGUUCAGCAUCGUUGGCUGCAGAGCUCCCGAGGAGGUACUUCCUACCCUGGUGCCAUCUGCUGGUCCUUCAGUAGGUCCUACAGCUUCACCUCAGCAGACCUGCGUGACAAGCUCCUGGUCCUCUUGGGUCAACACCAACACGGCCACAGAAGGACAGCAUGAGUUUAUGACCAAGCAGCAGCUUACUGAUUUCUGUCCCACUGGCAAAGUGGACAAGGUAGAAUGCGAGACUGUAGACAGUAUUCCAUCCUACAGUACUGGGGAGAUUAUGCAGUGCUCAGUUGAGAACGGCCUCGUCUGUAACGACAAAGACAACUUCCCCAUCCCCUGCAGUGACUACAGAGUCAGAUACCACUGUGACUGCUCUGGUGUACCAACAGCCAGCCCACCAAGUCAAACCGGAAGUGGCCUCCCAACUGCAAGCCCCGGGCAAGGAGUAAGUGGAACCCCAACAGCAAGCCCCGGAGUUCAACUAACGGCCAGCCCAACACCAAACAUACCAGCUGGAUGCAAAGAAGACAUGGGUAUGGCAAACGGCUUCAUCCGCAAUGACAUGAUCUCCGCCUCCUCCUACCGCGACGGCCUCCACUCUGCCAUCAGUGCACGUCUUGGAGGUAACAGCGCCUGGUUGGCUGCUGAAGAGAACAAGAAGCAAUACAUCCAGGUUGACUUCCUCGCUCCUAGAAUCAUCACCGGUGUCACCACUCAGGGACGACCGACUGCUCCUAGCUACGUGACCUCCUACAAGGUCUUCUACUCCUACGACGGUGCCAACUGGAAUGCCUACAGAGAGACAAAGGGAGAGGAUAAGGUGUUUUCCGGCAACUUCGACAACGAGACUCCUGUGACCAACAUGUUCAUGACUCCAAUCCGAGCCCGCUAUGUCAGGAUCAGCCCUCAGACAUGGAGCGGCAUGAUGGCCCUGAGAUUCGAGAUCCACGGAUGCUUCGAGAGCUACCCAACUGUGUCGCAAACGCCAGUGAACCCCCCUGAAACCAACAGGCAAACCCAUCGGUUCCUCCACCGUUGCGCCAGGUCAGACAGUGACACCCUUCCUUCCAGCCGGAUGUGUCAUCUGGGACUCAUGGGUCAACCUUGGUCAAGUGACACUGACAUCCAAUGGCGACCGUGAACCAAUCGACGAGGUCAAGAAGGCAUCACUGACAUGUCAACAGCCAAUGAGCAUCGAGUGCCGAACAGCCACCCCUGACCACACCGCUUCCGGUGAGACAGGUCAGAAGGUAACCUGUAAUUUGUGGA
Messenger RNA from Haliotis rubra (blacklip abalone), 19370 nucleotides. RefSeq names its product mucin-5AC-like. NCBI's taxonomy places the organism in Eukaryota, Metazoa, Mollusca, Gastropoda, Lepetellida, Haliotidae. The record is from RefSeq and is a predicted model, not a curated record. Gene Ontology annotation, cellular component: extracellular matrix. Gene Ontology annotation, molecular function: protein binding.